AUGGCUCCAGUCAAUUCCCAUGUUGACAUUCCCGACCUCAAAUUCUCUUCCCUUGAACUCGAUGCACGCUCCACCGACCUGAACGAAAUGCCGACGACAACCUCAUUUUCUAAACGGGAUCUGGUCUACAAUCCUCUCAUCCCCCGAAGCGAUGACUCUCCUCUCAUGAUAUCUCCGAUAGAUAGCUAUAAUGUCCUCACCGCAAGAGAUGCCCAACAUACAAAAGACCCAAACCCUGGUGCCGGGUCAGUUGAUCCUAAUGAUAUCAACAUGAAAGGCAUCCAGGCCCUAUUUGCCAUUAUCGGGGCUUCUUUCGUCAUCCUUGCCAUCUGGUUCUUCUUUUGGGCCAAGAACGGCGGCUUUAAAUGGCAAAAGGGUGACUGGGAUGAAUACAAGUCCACCGUCUUGAGACGAAAGGGUCCCAAUGGAACGACUCUUAGUAACGCUACCAAGAGCACCAAGCUAGGUGGUGGUAGCGUUGUGGGAGAUGGGUACUCGGACAAAGACACGGCAACGAUUCCGGAUACCGUGACAGAGGCUAUGACUGAGACGAUGACAGAGCUGUCUUCUGAAGCACCAAUCAUCAAGGAGAAGCAGUCAAGGAAGCAAAAGGAGACGGCUAAAGAGAGAAAGUUACGAGAGGCCAAGGAAGCCCGCUGGGAAGGUGGCCAGGACUACGAUGUCCGCGCAUAUCGACACGAAAAGGCUGCUCGCGUGGGAGGUCUCAACAGAGACUCGGAUGCCCUCUUCUACGGCACGGACUACACUGAGACCUCACGUGGCGGCAGUGACAUUGGCAGCAACAGCACCCGGCAAGCACCAUCUUCUCGCCAACACAGUCCUGAGAAACGUCAAUCACGUCGUGACUUUUCGUACGGCCAAGAAGGCAGCUUCAACGUCGCGACACCACCACCGGCUGCUGCGCCAAUGUCUGGUCCUCGUCCACCGAGAUACCACUCACCGAGCAAAAAUCACAGCCCCCAACGUCCAAUCCGCACCGUGCCUGGUUCAUUCCACGCAAACCAGGACUUUGACAACCAGAGCGUCCAGAACCAGAAUACCAAGGCCUAUCAUCAUCCACUUCCCAGCCUCAGCGGUCAAGGACCUCCAAGGUCUGGUGGCUGGAGAAGAGAUAGACGAGACAGCCUGGAUGACUGA
This is a messenger RNA of Fonsecaea nubica, 1158 nucleotides long. RefSeq lists its product as hypothetical. NCBI's taxonomy places the organism in Eukaryota, Fungi, Ascomycota, Eurotiomycetes, Chaetothyriales, Herpotrichiellaceae. The record is from RefSeq and is a predicted model, not a curated record. The coding region runs from base 1 to 1158 and encodes 385 amino acids. The transcript has a single exon.